Molecule: messenger RNA, 533 nt
Organism: Pararge aegeria (speckled wood butterfly)
Lineage: Eukaryota; Metazoa; Arthropoda; Insecta; Lepidoptera; Nymphalidae
Exons: 3
Coding region: 194-484 (96 amino acids)
Source: RefSeq, a predicted model, not a curated record
UACUAACCGGACCGGCGAAGGUACACAUAGUUUAUUAACAAAUAUCCAGAGUUUUAACAAUAUUUUCUGAACUGAAGUGAUUUCACCCAUCAUUAUCAUCUAAGACGAAGAUUUUCGUAAGAAGGUCAGGUUGUUUUCUGUAACAUACGCGGUAGCUACGUAUCAUUUUGGGGCUUGUUUUAAGGAUCCAAAAAUGUCUUACAACAAAUACAUACCAAUAAGCAGAGAGCGCUAUGAUGACUUGAUGAACCGAUAUGAAGAAUUCCAGAAGACUGUUGACUCAAAAACCCUGGAUCCAAUCAAGGUGUUCCCACCGCUGGCACCUAAACUGGUUGAAGAGAUUAUGCUCAUAAGAGGAGUUAGUGUGGAGCUGCAGAAGAAAAAAGACGAGGAUAUGAAAAAGAUGCAAGGUAUUGAGGAUAACAAAGUGGAAAUCAAGGAAAAAAAUGAGAAUGAGACUGCAGAGAUAUCCGUAGAAGUUUAGCGUAUCUAUGUACUGUUAAUAAAAUAAAAUGUCCAAUAAAAUAUCCUUA